Molecule: messenger RNA, 1500 nt
Organism: Entamoeba invadens IP1
Lineage: Eukaryota; Evosea; Mastigamoebida; Endamoebidae
Product: dual specificity protein phosphatase, putative
Exons: 1
Coding region: 1-1500 (499 amino acids)
Biological process (GO): protein dephosphorylation
Cellular component (GO): cytoplasm
Molecular function (GO): protein tyrosine/serine/threonine phosphatase activity; protein binding
Source: RefSeq, a predicted model, not a curated record
AUGCAAGAGAAAUGGAAGCGCGGACUUAAUAAGAGAGCGUACAACGUUCUCUCUGUACCUCAAGCGCUGAUGCCCCAAAUGUUCGAGUACAUCAACACCAUCGAGCCGUCGUUGGAGUACGUCGACACGACAUCGGAAAAAAUAACAACUCUGGACGGGUUAGCCGUCUUUACUAAUCUUACUGGUCUUUCUGCGGAGUUCAACAACUUGAAGUCACUCAACGCACUCCCUACGUCUUUACAAAUGCUGUCACUCCACCACAACGAUUUGACUUCUUUAGAUAUUAUUUCAACACUCACAAAUUUGACGUUUUUAAACGUCGCGUGUAAUAAAUUGAGCUCAUUAAACUAUCCACUCAGUGUUAAGGUACUGAAUUGCUCAGACAACCCACUGCAAAAGUUAGAAGGAAUGAGUUGUGUAGAGAGCCUCUCUAUUAGCCGGACGCUUGUAACCGAAUUGAAGAUAGAAAAUGCAAAACUAACAGCGCUCGAUUGCUCUCAGUGCACGUUUUCGUCGCUUGAAAUUAAAUGCGACAACCUCACUACUCUUGUUGCAAACGGCGUCGAAUUUUUCGUUGACAAAACGACACGCAAGAGCGUCAACUUCGCACUACAAAAAGUCGGCACCGAACACCUUUGCCCACAGAAAUUGGCGUUUGACUUUCCUCUUGUCCUCCACACGUCACAGCUAGUGUCUCUCAAAAUGAGUUUGUGCCGUAAAGAAGUCAUCGAGAAGUUUUUGUCUCAAAUCCACUCGUUACAACACAUCGAGCUUGAGUUCUGCAAUUUGUACAUGUGCCCUGACGAUCUUUUCAAGUACAAGGAAUUACGAACGAUCGAUUUGAAAAACAACCCCCUCUCGGUCAUCCCAAUCCAGCUCACGACACUGACGAAUAUGGUCACUCUCAACUUCUCGAACUGCCCAAUCAUCGAUCACCCAUCUUUCAAGCCGCUCGUCAACUUAAAGAGUCUUGGGUUGAGUUUUGAGUCCGGCAGGGUGAAGACGGGCUUUGAAGAGAAGAGGCCUCGGAACUGCAAAAUUGAGAUCUCGUUGUUUGGGUGUUGCGACAAGAUCAUCGACGGACUCUUUCUUGGGAAUUACCCAAAUGCUCUCAACAAGACCUUUUUGAAGGAGUGCGGCAUCACCCACAUUCUCUCCGUGGCGCCUUAUCAACCGAUGUACCCCGGCGUCUUCACUUACAAAGUAGUUAACGUCAUGGACAACACAACAGAGAACAUCGCCGCGGUGUUUGACGAAUGUUUCGACUUCAUUGAGAAGGGGAUGGAAGCGGGUGGUGUACUGGUCCAUUGUUUUGCUGGGGUCUCUAGAAGCGCGACAAUCGUUAUCGCCUUCUUGAUGAAGAAGAACAGAUGGUCCCUUAAGAAGGCUACAAACUUCGUCCGCAACUGCAGACCAAUCAUUGCUCCAAAUCCGGCUUUCCAACAACAACUGGAAGUCUUCGGAAAAUCUAUCCCUUCAUUCUCCUGUAUUCUCGUGUGA